Otolemur garnettii (small-eared galago) is the source of this 2109-nucleotide messenger RNA. RefSeq names its product carboxypeptidase Z (gene CPZ). Gene Ontology annotation, molecular function: protein binding; zinc ion binding; metallocarboxypeptidase activity. Lineage: Eukaryota; Metazoa; Chordata; Mammalia; Primates; Galagidae. Bases 1 to 1995 code for a protein of 664 amino acids. The record is from RefSeq and is a predicted model, not a curated record. The transcript is spliced from 11 exons. Gene Ontology annotation, biological process: proteolysis.
AUGCCGGCCCCGGCACCGCUGCUGCUGCUUGCCGCCCUGGCCGCCUCCGCCGCCGCUGCGGCCCGGAGAUGCGCGCCUGCCCGGGACCGUGCCUGGGACCCCGCCGGUGAAUGCCACAGGCCGCCAGCUGCACAUAGCGCCACCUGCGUGGACCUGCAGCUCAGGACCUGCAGUGAUGCUGCCUACAACCACACCACCUUCCCCACCCCGCUGGAGCACCGGUCACGGGAGGCCGUGGAGGCCAGCUCUGAGUACAUCCUGCUGAGUGUCCUGCACCACCUCCUGGAGGGCCAGUGCAACCCUGACUUGCGGCUGCUCGGCUGCGCCGUGCUGGCCCCCCGGUGUGAGGGCAGCCAGGCACUCAGGCCCUGCCGGCAUGUCUGUGAAGGCCUGCGUGAAGCCUGCCAGCCUGCCUUUGAUGCCAUCGACAUGGCCUGGCCCUACUUCCUCGACUGCCACCGCUACUUUGCACAUGAGGAAGAAGUCUGCUAUGACCCGCUGGAGAAGCUUCGGGCAGGUCUGGAGGCCGAGGAGGUGCUGCCCUCAGAGCUUCCACCAACCUUCAUACGCUUUGUCCAUCACUCCUACGCCCAGAUGGUGCGUGUGCUGAAGAGGACAGCUGCCCGCUGCGCCCACGUGGCUAAGACCUACAGCAUUGGGCGCAGCUUUGACGGCAAAGACCUCCUAGUCAUCGAGUUCUCGGGCCGCCCAGGCCAACAUGAGCUGAUGGAGCCUGAGGUGAAGCUCAUUGGCAACAUCCAUGGCAAUGAAGUGGCAGGGCGGGAGAUGCUCAUUUACCUGGCCCAGUACCUGUGCUCUGAGUACCUGCUGGGUAACCCCCGUAUCCAGCGCCUGAUCAACACCACCCGCAUCCACCUGUUGCCCUCCAUGAACCCUGAUGGCUAUGAGGUGGCAGCUGCCGAAGGUGCCGGCUACAAUGGGUGGACAAGCGGGAGGCAGAAUGCGCAGAACCUGGACCUGAAUCGCAACUUCCCGGACCUGACAUCAGAGUACUACCAGCUGGCUGAGGCCCGGGGCGUGCGCACCGACCACAUCCCCAUCCCGCAGCACUACUGGUGGGGUAAGGUGGCCCCUGAGACCAAGGCAAUAAUGAAGUGGAUGCGGACCAUCCCCUUUGUGCUCUCGGCCAGCCUCCAUGGGGGUGACCUCGUGGUGUCCUAUCCUUUUGACUUCUCCAAGCAUCCCCAGGAGGAGAAGAUGUUUUCUCCCACACCUGAUGAGAAGAUGUUCAAACUGCUGGCCAGAGCCUAUGCUGAUGUUCACCCCAUGAUGAUGGACAAGUCAGAGCACAGGUGUGGGGGCAACUUCCUGAAGAGGGGCAGCAUCAUCAACGGGGCGGACUGGUACAGCUUCACGGGAGGCAUGUCCGACUUCAACUACCUGUAUACGAACUGCUUUGAGAUCACCGUGGAGCUGGGCUGUGUGAAGUUCCCUCCUGAGGAGGCCCUCUACACGCUCUGGCAGCAUAACAAGGAGUCACUCUUGAACUUCAUGGAGACAGUGCAUCGGGGCAUCAAAGGAGUGGUGAUGGACAAGUUUGGCAAGCCAGUCAAAAAUGCCCGGAUCUUAGUGAAAGGUAUCCGGCAUGAUGUCACCACAGCCCCAGAUGGUGACUAUUGGAGGCUGCUGCCUCCAGGGUCCCACAUUGUCGUUGCCCAAGCUCCUGGCUACUCCAAGGUCAUCAAGAGAGUCACCAUCCCUGCCCGGAUGAAGAGGGCUGGCCGAGUGGACUUCAUUCUGCAGCCUCUGGGGAUGGGACCCAAGAAGUCCCUUCAGGGGCUGCGGAGGACUGGGCCUGGGCCCUGGUCCCAUGACCCACUGGGAAGUGGCAGCUCUCGGGGGGCACCCAUGGAGCCAGACCUUGAUCCCCUGGGGGCACGCAGGCAGCCUUCGGCCGGCGGGAGCAAGCCCUGGUGGUGGUCCUAUUUCACCUCGCUGAGCACCCACAGGCCACGCUGGUUGCUCAAGUACUAGAUGCAACUGCCCUCCGUCCCUGCGUCUGGGCACCUGCCUCUUGAUCUUGUCUGCCACAGAUGUCCCCCAAACCCACUGCAGUUUUAUUAAAGUGUUUUUAUUCACCUUCUACUG